Molecule: messenger RNA, 738 nt
Organism: Peronospora farinosa
Lineage: Eukaryota; Oomycota; Peronosporomycetes; Peronosporales; Peronosporaceae
Source: the annotation of a GenBank genome assembly
AUGGAAGUCACUCCGACGUUAAACGAUGUACAAGCUUUUCGUCAGCUAACGCUUGCUAAUGAACAUGUUAUGAUCUGCCUGUGUGGGGUGGAUGUAAAGCAGGAUGUCGACACACGAGUACUGCAGGAAGCAGUUCGGAAGAUCAUUCGCAUUAAGAUGCAAAUGGGUGGUUAUCACCAGAUAAGUCUUGCUAAAGCGCAGGGAUCGCGACUUGUCAUUGAGCAGGAGUUUACGAGAGAUAUUGAUGCUCUUGUGGCAGCAGUGCCAGGAGUUCUCAGCUCAGUUGAUGACGACGGCAUAGUGGACCUGGAUGCACUUUUUGAUGAUGUUCUUCGCUACUUUGGCGCACAGCGAGAGAUGGAGUGCCAAGCUACUUCGUCCUUUCGUCUGUUGCUAAUCUAUAGACAGGUGAAACAGAACCCACAGCUUCACAUCAUGCACAGAGAGGUCCCAGUUGGGUUUCUAAACGAACCAACUUGUCAUCUGGACAUCAUCUACUGGCAUCAAGAUGUCCCGCUAGAGAUAGCGCAAAGUGUAUUCGAUCAACUCUGCUUGUAUGAUAGCACAAACCCACUGGUCAAGUUCUACUUCUUGGAUGUCGGCGGAUCAGUCGAGAGGUUGCAUCAGGCACUCGUGCUUGUGCUGUCACACCCGACUAAUCGAUUGAGUCAAAAUGGUGCUGAACAGCUUUUAAAGUCGUGGUUCUCAUCCAGCAAAAGAGUCAACCCACUAAAUUAG